Messenger RNA from Gadus chalcogrammus (walleye pollock), 1106 nucleotides. Its product is annotated as protein CutA homolog. Gene Ontology annotation, molecular function: copper ion binding. Gene Ontology annotation, biological process: response to metal ion. The record is from RefSeq and is a predicted model, not a curated record. The coding region runs from base 106 to 576 and encodes 156 amino acids. The transcript is spliced from 7 exons. NCBI's taxonomy places the organism in Eukaryota, Metazoa, Chordata, Actinopteri, Gadiformes, Gadidae.
AACAGCUGCUUCUGUCCUUUACGGCAAUUGUGCAUGUUGACAUCAUUCUGUAAAACGACGGUCCUGCCUGGCUCACAAAGUCUGUAGGUCUGCUUCGUCCGGGCGAUGCGCUCUGGUCUCCCCGGCCUAAGAGGAACCUCGGUGGGCGUAUCUCUGAGAACUCUCUGCUUGACAGUACCACUGGGCGUGUUGAUGUACCAGGUCCUGCGGACAGUUGGCCUGAGAGCGAUUUCCAUGGCAUCCGAGACGUACACGGCUGGCAUGCACUCCGCAGCAUUCGUCACCUGCCCCAACGACAAGGUGGCCAAGGACCUGGCCAGGGGCAUCGUGGAGAAGAAACUAGCUGCCUGUGUCAACAUCAUCCCGGCCAUCACAUCUGUGUACGAGUGGCAGGGCAAGAUACAGGAGGACAGCGAGGUGCUCCUGAUGAUAAAAACAAGAAGUUCCAAGGUGCCUGAUCUCACCGAAUACGUGCGAGCGAACCACCCCUAUGAAGUGGCGGAAGUGAUCAGCCUACCCAUAGAGCAGGGCAACCCACCCUACCUGAAGUGGAUCCAGGAAGUUGUGCCGGAAUGAUGUGAAUGAGUUCCCAUGGAAACCAUGGACUGAUAAAUGAAGGAACCCCGGAAAUGACAUCACAACAAACAUCGACCGCUGUCUGUUUUCAGACGUUGGAUUGGGAAUGUGGAUCACAUGUAAUUUUCUUCAUUUCCGUUACCUCCAUGUUUCCUUUUGAACUGUAGGGGGCAACAUUGGUUGAUAAGAUUUAUUUGCACAAUAAAAAUGCCCGCUGUUUUUUUCAUUACGUGUAAGACAGAUAAUUUUACAACAGCAAGGGUGGAUAUGUGAUAUCUGUUUACCCUGCUGAGCAACACUUCACAAGGCCUACAGAACAGCAAACACACAUAGCCAGUUUGGCCUUGUACUGGAACAGUUAUGUCUCCAUACAAAAUAGUUUACCACACUGACAUAUUGACCCAAACAAUAAAAAAAAUACGAUUUUAGAAUUCUAUAGAUAUAAGACUGAAUUAGCUUAAGUUAGUGCGAGUGACAAUCAUUGUGGUUUCACCUUUUUUUUAACCUGAGAAGACACAUAAUCAAAAUAA